UUUGUUUAUAAAUAGAUGUCGCAUUUUUUAUACGACAGAGUGGAAAGUUUCCUAAAAUUUGUUUGUUUCAAUAGCAAAGUAAAAAUUCAUUCGCAGUUCAAUAGUGAAGCGUUCAACAUCAAGGGAAAAUCAUGUCGAAAUUAAUCCGUUGGGGCAUUGCAUCGGCUGGCAAGAUCAGCGAGGAUUUUGUGAUUGCCUUGAGCACUCUGCCGUCCACUGAUCAUAAGGUUCAAGCAAUUGCUGCUCGCUCCUUGGACCGUGCCCAGGAGUUUGCUAAGAAGCAUGAGAUUCCAAGUGCUUAUGGUAGCUACGAUGAGCUGGCCAAUGCCAAGGAUGUGGAUGUGGUCUACAUUGGCACACUGAAUCCCCAGCAUUAUGAGGUUUGCCUGCUAAUGUUGAACAAGGGCAAACAUGUGCUCUGCGAGAAGCCUCUGGCCAUGAACAAGAAGCAGGUGGAAGGCAUUCUGGCUGCCGCCAAGGCAAACAAACGCUUCUUCAUGGAGGCCGUGUGGUCGCGUUUCUUCCCCAGCUAUGCUCAUGUGCGUGAUCUAAUUUCCAGCGGCAAGCUUGGCACAGUUCAGGAUGUAGAAGUUAACUUUGGCUUCCCUUUGCUUCAAGUUGAUCGUUUACAGAAACGCGAACUGGGCGGUGGCGUUGUCUACGAUCUGGGCAUCUAUACCAUUCAGGUGUCACAGUGGGCCUUCCAGGAGAAACCUGAAAAGAUUGAGUCCCAUGGUACAUUGAAUGCUGAGGGCAUUGAUGAUGAUGUAUCAGCCACAUUGACCUACAGCGGCGGCAGACAAUCUCGCAUGCGUUUCUCCUCCAAGGAGAAGCUGUCCAACACUGCUGUCAUCAAGGGCACAAAAGGUCAAGUUACGCUUAUUGAUUUCUGGACACCUAACAAAUUGAUCGAUAUCGAUGGCAAGGAAAAGGAAUGGCUACCACCCAAGGGAAAAUAUCAAACAAAUUAUGCCAAUUCCGAGGCUAUGCGAUAUGAGGCCGAGGCAGUGCGUCAAUCCAUACUCGCCGGCGAGGUGGAGAACAAGAAUGUCAGCUAUGCUGAUAGUUUGUUGUUUGCCGAAAUUGAGGAUACUAUUCGCAAACAAAUCGGUGUUCUCAAUAAAUAUGAUGAAUAGAGAGAAUUUAGGCAACAUCUACUUAAUUUUAUACUUACAAAAAAUUGAAACCUAACCUUACCCAAAUAAAUAUAAUCUAAAAAAGGAAUUAUAAUAUUUCGAAAUGGAAA
Drosophila willistoni is the source of this 1246-nucleotide messenger RNA. Its product is annotated as trans-1,2-dihydrobenzene-1,2-diol dehydrogenase. The record is from RefSeq and is a predicted model, not a curated record. NCBI's taxonomy places the organism in Eukaryota, Metazoa, Arthropoda, Insecta, Diptera, Drosophilidae. The coding region runs from base 132 to 1136 and encodes 334 amino acids. Gene Ontology annotation, molecular function: nucleotide binding. The transcript is spliced from 5 exons.